AUCGAACCGGUUUUCGGUUUUCCCGACGCCGUCUUAGCCAAAAUCCCCAAAUCGAUCGUCGUCGUCCUCAAUUGCACACACUGUGCCCUUCGUUUUCAAAAAGGGAACAGCUUUUUUUUUUAGGGUUUAUCGAAUCGAGCGAGCGAGCGAAUGAACUCAGCUCGCGACGUGUUUCUGGGUUUGCGAUGAAGCGAUGAAGCAGCCAUCUAUCAUACUCUGUGAUGAAGAAAGGUACUACCUUUGCCUUGAGAAGCUUCAUCCAGCUCUUUUCAUUUAACGCUCGUAAGCUCUCUUCCUCGUCGAUAACUGAUACCACCAGACCAUUCCCUGAUUACUCCCCGAAGAAACCUUCACUAAGAGACACCGAGCUCGUCCACCAAAUCGCCAAUGCGAUUAAGCUCCGCCGCGCUGAGCCUCUGAGACGCAGCUUAAAGCCUUACGAAUGCAAGUUCAAGACGGACCAUUUGAUCUGGGUGCUGAUGAAGAUUAGGUCUGAUUACAAUUUGGUUCUUGACUUCUUUGAGUGGGCGCGCUCCCGCAGAGACUCCACCCUUGAAGCACUCUGCAUCGUCACUCACUUAGCUGUUGCGUCUAAGGAUUUAAACGUGGCUUAUUCUCUUGUAAGCAGCUUCUGGGAGAGACCGAAGCUGAGUGUUAAUGAUUCCUUUGUACAGUUUUUUGAUCUUUUAGUGUAUACUUACAAGGACUGGGGCUCGGAUCCUAACGUGUUCGAUGUUUUCUUCCGAGUACUGGUCGAGUUUGGGAUGCUCCGUGAAGCGAGGAAAGUCUUUGAGAAGAUGUUGAGUUACGGAUUGGUUCUCUCUGUUGAUUCAUGUAACUUAUACCUUUCGAAAGAAAAAACUGCAACGGCUGUUAUAGUAUUCAAAGAGUUUCCUGAGGUGGGAGUCUGUUGGAACGUUGCUUCUUAUAACAUUGUGAUUCAUUGCGUUUGUCAGCUUGGGAGAGUAAGCGAAGCUCACCAUCUACUCGUUCUCAUGGAGUUGAAAGGGUAUAUCCCUGAUGUAGUGAGUUACAGUACGGUGAUAAACGGAUACUGUAGAUUUGGGGAGCUUGAAAAGGUCUGGAAGCUCAUUGAAGUAAUGAGAGAGAAGGGGUUGAAGCCAAACUCUUAUACUUACGGUAGCGUAAUUCUUCUGCUUUGCAGAAGCUGUAAGCUGGCUGAAGCAGAGGAGGCUUUUCGAGAGAUGAUAGGGGACGGCAUAGUUCCUGACAAUGUAGUGUACACAACUCUUAUUGAUGGUUUCUGCAAGGGAGGGAAUAUAAAGGCUGCAUCGAAGUUUUUUUACGAGAUGCUCUCUCUGGAUAUUGCACCUGAUAUUGUGACGUAUACCGCUAUUAUAUCAGGGUUUUGUCGUGUUGGAGACAUGGUGGAGGCUGGUAAGCUCUUCCAUGAGAUGAUUUGCAGAGGUUUGGAACCGGAUAGUGUUACUUUCACCGAAGUUAUCAAUGGAUACUGCAAAGCAGGGGAGAUUAAAGAGGCUUUUAGCGUUCAUAAUCGCAUGAUUCAGGCUGGGUGUUCUCCUAAUGUUGUCACAUACACCGCAUUGAUUGAUGGUCUCUGUAAGGAAGGGGACUUGGACUCAGCAAACGACCUUCUCCAUGAGAUGUGGAAGAUUGGUCUUCAACCGAAUCUUUUUACUUAUAACUCCAUCGUCAAUGGUCUGUGUAAGUCAGGGAACAUCGAAGAGGCGAUUAAGCUUGUUGGAGAGUUCGAAGCUGCGGGGAUUAAUCCAGACGCUGUCACUUACACAACGUUAAUGGACGCCUACUGUAAAUCAGGGGAGAUGUCUAAGGCUCAAGAGGUUUUGAAGGAGAUGCUAGGGAGAGGGCUUGAGCCUACGGUUGUCACGUUCAACGUACUAAUGAACGGGUUUUGUUUGAACGGGAUGUUGGAAGACGGCGAGAAGCUUCUGAACUGGAUGCUGGCGAAAGGGAUAGCACCUAACGCGACCACGUAUAACUCUCUCGUGAAGCUGUAUUGCGUUAGAGGUGACGUGAAGGCAGCCGCUGCGGUUUAUAAGGACAUGUGUGCUCGGGAAGUGGGGCCUGAUGGUAAGACGUAUGAGAAUCUGAUUAGAGGGCAUUGCAAGGCGAGGAACAUGAAGGAGGCUUGGUUUUUGUACCGAGGGAUGGUGGAGAAAGGGUUUAGAGUCUCUGCUGGCACGUAUAGUGAUCUUAUUAAGGGGUUCUUUAAGAGGAAGAAGUUUGUGGAGGCGAGAGAGGUUUUUGAGCAGAUGAAAAGAGAAGGAAUUGCUGCGGAUAAAGAGAUUUUUGACUUCUUCAGUGAUACAAAAUUGAAGGGGAGGAGGAAGACAGAUACAGUUGUGGAUCCUGUUGAUGAUAUAAUAGAGAGUUACCUUGUGGAUGAAGAAUUGAGGGAAGCUAAUUAGGUGGUGGUAAGGUCAGAACUCACAAGUUUAUCUUAGUGAGGAAGUUUCUGUUUCUCAAGUGGUCAGUGUGUAUCUUUGAUUUGGAACAGUUGUUUAAAACUUAAAAGCAAGGGGGGGCAGGAAGGGUACUAAGUGGAGGUUCAAUGCAUUCUCAAGGAAAAUUGCCCUGAAAGACUUUCAGGGACUUGUUCACGGCUGAUUACCAACAACGAGAAUAUGUCGAGAGCAGACAUUGCAAAGAAGCUGUAGGAGAUGAUGUUCUGCUGAGAGAGCUAUCUUAACCAGCUCUUCAAAGAUAUCUGCUCUCGGUCAUGAAAUGGAACUGGCCACAGGUGGCUUGUAAAGAUGAUGACGAAAGAGCUUCUCUUUAUUGUUUGAGUUAUGGUUGGUGAUAAAAACAUAUGUUGAUUUCUUUUUGCUGUAAUGAAAACUUUAUAUUUAGAUUAGGCCAGUUACGGUUUUAGGAACGUACUAACGUUACAUUAUACUCUUGUAGAAAAAUAAUCGCCAUUGUCCUUAUAUAUCUUCAGUUGGAAUGGAAGUCUUUUAUCAAUAAA
Brassica rapa (field mustard) is the source of this 2968-nucleotide messenger RNA. Its product is annotated as pentatricopeptide repeat-containing protein At1g05670, mitochondrial. Gene Ontology annotation, molecular function: mRNA binding; protein binding. Lineage: Eukaryota; Viridiplantae; Streptophyta; Magnoliopsida; Brassicales; Brassicaceae. The record is from RefSeq and is a predicted model, not a curated record.